Molecule: messenger RNA, 648 nt
Organism: Elgaria multicarinata webbii
Lineage: Eukaryota; Metazoa; Chordata; Lepidosauria; Squamata; Anguidae
Gene: CRYBA1
Product: crystallin beta A1
Exons: 6
Coding region: 1-648 (215 amino acids)
Biological process (GO): visual perception; lens development in camera-type eye
Molecular function (GO): structural constituent of eye lens
Source: RefSeq, a predicted model, not a curated record
AUGGAGGAACUGUCAGCAUUCGGCGAGCGAGAACUCAUCCCUGCAGCCAAAAUGGCUCAGACAAACCCACAGCCAGCACAACCUGGCCCGUGGAAGAUUACGAUCUACGACCAAGACAACUUCCAGGGGAAACGGAUGGAGUUCACAGCCUCCUGCCCCAGCGUUGUAGAAUGUAGCUUCGCCAAUGUCCGCUCGCUCAAGGUGGAGAGUGGAGUCUGGUUCGGCUACGAGCACACCAACUUCUGCGGGCAACAGUUCGUCCUGGAGCGUGGCGAAUAUCCCCGCUGGGAGGCCUGGAGCGGCAGCAAUGCUUACCACGUCGAGCGGCUGAUGUCUUUCCGCCCCAUCUGCUCAGCGAACCACAAGGAGUCCAAGAUCACCCUUUUUGAGAAGGAGAACUUCAUGGGGCACCAGUGGGACGUGCAGGAUGACUACCCUUCGCUGCAGGCCAUGGGCUGGAGCAACAACGAAGUGGGCUCUAUGAAGAUUCAUUGUGGCGCGUGGGUUUGCUACCAGUACCCCGGUUAUCGUGGCUACCAGUACAUCUUGGAGUCCGACCACCACGGUGGAGACUACAAGCACUGGAAAGAAUGGGGCUCGCACGCCCAAACCUUCCAGGUCCAGUCGAUCCGCCGUGUCCAGCAGUAG